This is a messenger RNA of Alternaria novae-zelandiae, 3228 nucleotides long. RefSeq lists its product as uncharacterized. Gene Ontology annotation, molecular function: glycine dehydrogenase (decarboxylating) activity; glycine binding; pyridoxal phosphate binding. Gene Ontology annotation, cellular component: mitochondrion; glycine cleavage complex. Gene Ontology annotation, biological process: glycine decarboxylation via glycine cleavage system. NCBI's taxonomy places the organism in Eukaryota, Fungi, Ascomycota, Dothideomycetes, Pleosporales, Pleosporaceae. The transcript has 2 exons. The record is from RefSeq and is a predicted model, not a curated record. The coding region runs from base 1 to 3228 and encodes 1075 amino acids.
AUGCGCGCAGCGUGUAUUAGGGCAGCUAGCACUGCUAGCCGCCUCACACGAUCGUCGUGUGUCGCCCAGCUACCGCGUCCCCAGCUCGCGGGCACGUCGUCGCGCGCCAUCGCAUACCAAACCCUGCAAACUCUCCAAAAGCGCGGGUUCCAGCAGCAGGCGCCAAAUGCACAGCAGGCGGCCGCAGCCGUCGAAGCCGCAGACGAUGUAUUCGACACCCCGCCCCAGCAGACCGACUCGGCGAGACCCUUCGAUGCGCUCGACACGUUUCCCCGCCGUCACAUUGGGCCGUCUGCCGAGAGUGCGGAAGCCAUGCUCAAGGCCCUGGAUCCGCCCGUCGCCAGUCUAGACGAGUUUGUCCGCCAGGUUAUACCCGCUGAUAUUCUGUCGGCGCGCGAGUUGAAGAUUGGCAGCAUGUCCGAGGGGCUGAGUGUGGAGGAGUGGCAGGCCCACGGUGUGCCCGAGUCCGUCUUCCUCAACACCGCGAAGCAGAUUAUGAGCCAGAACAAGCCGGGCAAGAGUCUGAUCGGACAGGGAUACUAUGGCACCAAAGUCCCGGAGGUCAUCAAGAGGAACGUCCUCGAGAACCCCGCGUGGUACACUAGCUAUACCCCAUACCAGCCUGAGAUCAGCCAGGGACGUCUCGAGUCGCUGCUGAACUUCCAGACUAUGGUCUCGGAUCUGACUGGCCUGAGCAUUGCAAAUGCAUCGGUGCUGGAUGAGCCUACUGCGGCGGCCGAGGCCAUGACCAUGUCCAUGGGCAUGAUGCCUCUGUCCAAGCAGAAGAGCAAGAACAAGACUUUCCUCGUGUCUGAGAGGUGCCAUCCCCAGACUCUCGCCGUUCUUUACUCGCGCGCCGAGGGCUUUGGUAUCAAGAUUGAGGUCGCGGAUGUGCUCAAGGACAACAGCAAGAGGGUGGAGGAGCUGGGCCAGGAUCUCGUCGGUGUGCUCGCUCAGUAUCCAGACACCGACGGAGCUGUCAACGACUUCCGCGGACUCGCUGACAAGGUGCACAAGACUGGUGCGCUUUUCAGCGUUGCGACCGAUCUCCUCGCCCUCACACUGCUUACUCCACCGGGAGAGUUCGGUGCCGACAUCGCCUUCGGAAACGCACAACGGUUCGGUGUGCCCCUGGGUUAUGGUGGACCGCACGCGGCCUUCUUCGCCUGCGACGAGAAGUACAAGCGCAAGAUUCCGGGCCGUCUGAUCGGUUUGUCGAAGGACAGGUUGGGAAACCCUGCGGCACGACUCGCGCUGCAGACCCGAGAGCAACACAUUCGCCGUGAGAAGGCUACUAGCAACAUUUGCACGGCACAGGCUCUAUUGGCAAACAUGAGCGCUAUGUACGCUGUGUACCAUGGACCCAAUGGCUUGACUGCCAUCGCCAAGCAGGUUGUUGCAAAGGCUCGCACGAUCCAGCAAGCGCUCAUCGCCAAUGGCUACAAGACUGGCCAGCGCGGAAAGAUGGACAACGCACCUGUCUUGUUCGACACAGUCGUUGUCGAGACAGGCGAUAAGACCGACGCCAUCAUCUCCGCACUCGCGAAGAACGAGAUAUUCGUACGAAGGAUCGACGCCCAUCACGUCGGUAUUUCCGUUGAUGAGACCACCGGUGCAAACACCAUCAACAAGGUAUUGAAUGUGUUUAACGGAACUCGGAACGACUGGUCUUUUGCCGAAUCCGUCGACAUUGAGGUUCCCGAGCCGUUCAAGAGGACCAGCGAAUUCAUGACCCACCCAGUCUUCAACUCGCACCACUCCGAGACUGAGCUUCUUCGCUACAUCAACCAUCUGUCUUCGAAGGAUCUUUCUCUAGUACACUCGAUGAUUCCUCUUGGAUCCUGCACGAUGAAGCUCAACUCCACCGCAGAGAUGGCACCUGUCUCGUUCGAUACCGUUUCCAACCUGCAUCCCUUCUUGCCUUUGGACCGCGCCACCGGAUACUCCGACAUGAUCAAGCAGCUGGAAGACGACUUGGCCGACAUUACAGGUUUCCACUCGGUUUCGCUACAGCCCAACUCUGGUGCUCAGGGUGAGUUCACUGGUCUCCGCGUCAUUCGCAAGUACCUCGAGCAGCAGCCUGGCAAGAAGCGUGAUAUCUGCUUGAUUCCUGUCUCAGCCCACGGAACGAACCCUGCUAGUGCUGCAAUGUGCGGUAUGCGUGUUGUACCCAUCAAGUGUGACCAAGCGACUGGUAACCUGGACAUGGCCGACUUGAAGGCCAAGUGCGAGAAGCACAGCGAAGAGCUCGGUGCCUUCAUGGUUACCUACCCCAGCACUUUCGGUGUGUUUGAGCCUAGCGUCAAGGAGGCUUGCGACCUGAUCCAUCAGCACGGCGGCCAAGUCUACAUGGACGGCGCCAACAUGAACGCACAAAUCGGUCUCUGCUCACCCGGCGAGAUCGGCGCCGACGUCUGCCAUCUCAACCUUCACAAGACCUUCUGCAUUCCCCACGGAGGCGGUGGCCCCGGUGUAGGUCCCAUCGGAGUAAAAGAGCAUCUCUCGCCCUUCCUCCCCGGUCAUCUCCGCGGCGAAACCGGCGGCGCCCAAGCCAUCCACCCAGUCAGUGGCGCACCCUGGGGUAGCGCCAGCAUCCUACCCAUCAGCUGGGCCUACAUCAAGAUGAUGGGCGCCGUUGGCCUCACCCAAGCCACCAAGAUCACCCUCCUAAACGCAAACUACAUCCUCUCCCGCCUGAAGCCGCACUACCCCAUCCUCUACACCAACGACGAAGGCCGCUGCGCCCACGAAUUCAUCCUCGAUGUCCGCGGCUUCAAGGAAACCGCCGGCGUCGAAGCUAUUGAUAUCGCCAAGCGCCUCCAAGAUUACGGUUUCCACGCUCCCACUAUGAGCUGGCCUGUUGCCAACACCCUCAUGAUUGAGCCUACCGAGUCGGAGAGUAAGGCUGAACUAGACCGUUUCUGCGACGCGCUCAUUAGUAUUCGCAAGGAGAUUAAGGAGGUUGAGGAGGGUCAACAACCCAAGGAGGGUAACGUGCUCAAGAUGAGUCCGCAUACGCAACAGGAUCUUAUCACGGGAGAGUGGCAGAGGAGUUAUUCUAGGGAGAAGGCGGCGUAUCCUCUCAGCUACUUGAAGGCGAAGAAGUUCUGGCCUAGUGUUGCGAGGUUGGAUGAUGCAUACGGCGACACAAACCUCUUCUGCACUUGCGCGCCUGUCGAGGGCGAGGAUAGCGAUAUCACGGGUGCUGCUGCGCCUACCCCGACCUAA